UCUUCCCUGGCCAAUCAAAUAUUUGACGUGUUCACGCACAAACCAUUCCGACUGCUGAAUCUCUACGGAAGCACAGAAGUAGCGGGCGACAUCACGGCAGUGACGUUCGACAGCAAAGAAGCCAUUGAGCGCACUGCCUUCCAACUGCCAACGGGUGGACUCGUAGUGCCUGUUGGCACUCCAAUCGACAAUAACGAGGUGUACGUGGUCAGCGGCGACUAUGGCACAGAGAAUAUGACGAUCGCCAGAGAAGGCGUUGUGGGAGAAGUGGUGGUGUCAGGUGUGGGUGUUCUUACGGAGGAGCCCAUUGUGAAUUCGAGCAAUGCAGAGCAAACGCGCACAAUCCUUCCAAAUCCUUUCGGCACACAUUCACGCUUCUCUCAGAUCUACCGCACUGGCGACAUUGGAUUCAUCUGCCCCAACACUCGCAUGCUCUACAUCACUGGUCGGGUGGAUGACAUGGUGAAGAUCAAUGGAGUGAAGUUUUGUACUGGAAACAUUGACCAACUGUUCAGCCGACUCAAGCACCAGGACGAUGUACUUUCGGGGCUAAGCACUACCGUGACCAUUGCUCUGGAGAAAGGAGGGAGCGGUGCGCGUCUGGUCUGCUUCUUCCAGCGCGACGCAGCUGCGGUGCGUGGAUUCACUGCCUUGGAUCUCGACAUGGCCGUGAAGAAGCACUUCUCAUCUUUCAUCUCCGUGACCUUCGUCGAGGUGCCUUCGUUCCCAAUUCAAGCGCAGUCUGGCAAAAUCGAUAAAGUCAAAUUAAGGCGCGAUUUCCAGCAAGGCGUCUUCUCUGACAUGAAGCCUGCCCACACCAAUGGCAAGCAAUCGGAAUGCGAGGACACCUCGGGAGAACGAUCACUGAUUCGUGGGUUAUUUGCGAAGCAUCUUGGACUGUCGGACGCAGCGAGGAUGAAAGGGGAACCACGCGACGACGACGACUUCUUCCUGAUUGGAGGCGAUUCAAUCACGGCUGCUUUAAUUGUCUCCGACUUACGACAUCUUGGCCUCCAAGUCAAUUUAACUCAUUUUGUUCAAAAUCGUCGAAUUGGAGAACUGUUAGAUGCGCUGUGCAGCAAUCGGAAUUUGUCAAGCCAGGCUCCAUUCAGCAUCAAGAGAAACUUGUUUAUUCAUGAAUAUCAGCCUGGGAAAACAUUUGCUACAAACUCGGACCUCGAUGCUCUGUGCAGAGACACCAUUGUCAAAGUGGUUGUUGAAUCGUACAUGAAGGCAGAUGCAAUAACACAGCUACUAGAUCUUAGUGAAACUACCCUUAAAAAGGUUGUUUUAGGGCGUCUGUGUCAGCUUAAAACAUUUCCUGGAAUGGUGUAUUUGGCGGGUUUCACUCAAAAGAACCCCGACGGUCCUCUAGAGCGUCUGCUUUCUGACGUCUCAGCCGUGACCUUCCUAAUGGAAUCCGGGGUCCCCUCAAUCCCCGACAUUGAUGACCCAAAAUACCAUCUAAUCGAAGCAUUCUACGACGCCUGUGGUCUUAAGGAAGACACUAAUCACGCCAUAGAGAGAUGCAUGCGCGUAACGCUAGCUAGCGCGCUUCAUAGUACAACGAUGGGACAGGACAGACUUCAGCUCAUUUUACUGAUGGAAAGACAAAGUAUUGAGUCGGCAAAGAGGUUGGACUACACUGUAAUUCGAUCCAUCAAUACAUCAGUGGUAACUCAGGUAAGUAUGUACUCGGAAAUGUUUGUUAUUGUGCAUUUCUUUGAAUUGAUUUUGCUAAACCGUUCAUAUCCUGCACAUAUUUUCCUCACUGAAAAUCAUGCAUCUGAUGUCCAAGCCUGA
Molecule: messenger RNA, 1803 nt
Organism: Mesocestoides corti
Lineage: Eukaryota; Metazoa; Platyhelminthes; Cestoda; Cyclophyllidea; Mesocestoididae
Source: the annotation of a GenBank genome assembly